Messenger RNA from Sclerotinia sclerotiorum 1980 UF-70, 3213 nucleotides. RefSeq lists its product as hypothetical. Gene Ontology annotation, molecular function: protein binding. The record is from RefSeq and is a predicted model, not a curated record. NCBI's taxonomy places the organism in Eukaryota, Fungi, Ascomycota, Leotiomycetes, Helotiales, Sclerotiniaceae. Bases 1 to 3213 code for a protein of 1070 amino acids. The transcript has a single exon.
AUGAGAACGCAUUUGUUCUCUGUCCUCUGGACAUCGGUAAUUCUCAUAGCUAUUGCCAAUGCGCAGGCGUUGCCGUAUAAUCCUACUACGAUCCUUCUUCCAUCGAGCGCGAGCCAAAACAACGAUGUCGCAUUUAUUUUCCUCAUCGCUUCCGAAUCCGACACUCGACCGGAAUUUUUAUUCCUUAAUAUCUCUUCGACUCUAUUUGCUUCGAAUCUCACACUAGAACCAUUUACACCUAAUCUUUCGUUUCUCGACAAUAAUACCGCUUUCAUACCCACCAUCGGGACGUACGGUGAGAUCUCAUUGCUCACUGGCUCGUGCUCGGAACCUGCCAGCACUGAACUAUGGACUUAUACACCUGGCGAUAAAGCUCCUGGAAAUGGGACAUGGACGAAUGAGACAACUACUAUUGCGAGUGAUGUCUCCUCUGCAGGUGUUGCGGGCGCGCAAUUCUUGUCGGGAGGAUUCCAGUUCUCAACAUUGGUCAACGCAAAUGCUACAGAUACGGAUAUAUACAUAUAUGGUGGCAUGUGUCCCAAUUCGUCGGCGAAUGUAUCGACAUGGCAAUCGAAUGCUAAUUAUUCGAACCAUAUGAUGCGAAUAUCGCCUGAGUCUGCAAAUUCGUACAAUCUGGAUUUCGCUGCUAAUAGAGGAGCUCCCAUCGCCGACGCAGGGUUCACUACCACUCCGCUGACCCCAUCUUAUUCAAAUAACUCGGGGAUCAUGACCCAGGCACAAAAUUUCAUACUUCUUGGUGGGCACACCAAGAGCGCAUUUAUCAACAUGAGCCAAGUUGCCAUUUGGAGUCUUCCCGAGGAGACUUGGAGCUUUCUAACAGUCAAUCCACCAUCUUCAACAGAGAGUCCCACAGAACUAACUGUUAAAAGCUCAGUUACUAGCGUUGAUAGUCGAUCGGGUCACACGGCAAUACUAACAGAAGAUGGAUCUAAGGUUAUAAUUCUCGGUGGAUGGGUGGGGAACGUUAAUCAAGCCGCCGAUCCGCAGCUUGCUAUAUUGGAACUUGGGACUGGUUAUGGAGGAAGUGGACAAUGGAGAUGGUCGGUGCCUGCAGAUCAGCCUUCCGGAGAUGGCUUUUAUGGACACGGUGCAGCAAUGCUUCCUGGAAAUGUGAUGAUGGUAUUGGGUGGGUUUAACAUCACAGCCUCUGGCAAUGCGAAAAGAGCUCUAGACACCACUAUUCAACCCAUGUUCUUUAAUGUUACAAGCUCAACUUGGUCAUCAAAUUACACCAAUCCGACAUAUGUCUCAUCUGCUUCUCGUAGUAGUUCAUCGUCAUCCUCGGAUUCUUCGGAAGUUGGUCUUGGCAUUGGACUCGGCAUAGGAAUAUCUGCGCUUGUUGCUGUCAUCGUAGGAGUUGGUUGGUAUUUGAUUUGCUGGAGAAGGAAACGCAAAGAAAAAAGACAUGAGGCGAGGGAAAGGGACCUACGAUCGCUUAGUUACAAUGCGGCCACCGCAUACCCAGGUCCACGAGAGAUGUCUCAUACUCGUGAUUAUUUAGAUCGUCAUGAACAGUAUUAUGAUUCUGGAGGCGCGACGGGCGGCUACCAAAGCUUGCAGACUGGUGAAUACGGUUCAGGAGGAAUUGGUUCUCCAACUCUCACACCUCGACAAACACCUAUGAAACUUUUACGAAAUGCUCGUGGGCUGUAUCAGCCUGCUUUAACACUCGACCCGGGCGCAGCGAGUGGAAAUAUUAGAGCAACUAGUUUCGGUGCAGCUGGGCCGAUACAUCCAAUAUACGAAGCAGACGAAGAUGCUGACGUAAUCUCUCCUAUUGAAGUGGGUGUUGGUCUUCCACUUGGGGAAGCUGAAACUUACUGUGGCCCCACACGAACGGAUCCCUUCAACGAUUCGCCUCCUCAGAAUUAUAAUCUUUUGGCGCCUGCACGACGAAACAACCGUAGUGCCACUACACCUGUUCCUGAUUCCCCUGCCCAAGAACGUGAACGUGAGAUUGAAGCAUGGGUUGCAGAUUGGGCAGCUGCGGAUGCCCUUCUUCACGCCAAAGCCAGGUCUCAUUCUACUGUCGGCAGGAUUUCUCCCUCUCGACGUGCAAAUUUGAUCACGGCGACUGGUCCAUCCUCUGUUUCCGGAGAAAUUUCCGAGGACAGUGGUCGGACAGCCAGUAAUAUCAGUGAACAAAGCAUGGUCCCUUCAGCUGCUACAAUAAGUCGCUCAGGAUCUGGUUCCCAAGGGACAACAUCGAACUCACUCCGGGGCUAUUUAACAUAUGCCAUGAAUACAAUUACUUCAGGAAGCGCUGCUUUAAGUCCGACACCCGACAGCCCUGAAACGCCAAACGCUCAAAAUAAGCCUCCUGGAAGUUCUGGCAGUGGAAAUACAGCCUCGACUUUCUCCACUACACAUACUCAUUCCAGCUUUCCGAUUCUGCAAGCACAAGCAGUAACUCUACUCCCUCGUCCAGAACAAUUUGCAGACAGAGGACCCCCUUCCCCUACCACACCCCCCUCGAAGUCACCUCCAAGAACACCCACUAGAACGACCGACGACUACGUUGGUAGCCCAUCGAAGAGUAAACCAGUUGGCGUUGGUAGACGUGGAUGGCUGGGAAGUUUACGGAAAGUCUUCAGACCUGAUGGUGAUACCGCCGUUGAAUCUACCCUCACAGAUCGAGAGCCAAAUCCUCUUCCGAUCCGCCUUGAUAACCCUCCUAGAAGAACGGUGAGUGCUGGUGCAACUUUAUGGAGGAGAAAGCAGGGUAGAGGGGAUUGGGAAGAUAGCGAGAAACUUGGGACUAAGCGUGGGAGAUCCAGUUCAUUUGUGAAUGGUGAUAGGCCAAAUCUCCAAGGUGUAAGGGCUAACGAAGCCACGGGUCUGGUAAAUGGAAUUGACGAAGAUGAUGAUGAAUGGGAUAUAGAAAGAGCAAUUGAGGAUCGAGUGGUACAAGUCAUGUUUACGGUGCCAAAAGAGAGAUUACGAGUCGUCAAUCAUGAUGUUCGUGAGGAUCUGAGCGAAGGAGGAAGCAUGGGAGGAAGAAGCAGAGUCGCGAGCGGAAGCGGAAGUCUAACUCGCCAUCCUAGCGUAGUUUUGAGCAAAGAAGAUAGUACGAAUCUAGCCAGGACGGAGAGUGCUGAAAGUGGGGCAAGUAAAGGGCGGGUGAAACCUAAAGGAAAAGUCUCGGAGUUGGUGGAAAUGAUGGAGGGUCGCAUUAGUCCGGAGCGACGAUGA